Messenger RNA from Cryptomeria japonica (Japanese cedar), 921 nucleotides. Its product is annotated as small ribosomal subunit protein uS11y. The record is from RefSeq and is a predicted model, not a curated record. The transcript is spliced from 6 exons. NCBI's taxonomy places the organism in Eukaryota, Viridiplantae, Streptophyta, Pinopsida, Cupressales, Cupressaceae. Bases 156 to 611 code for a protein of 151 amino acids. Gene Ontology annotation, cellular component: ribosome; cytosolic small ribosomal subunit. Gene Ontology annotation, molecular function: small ribosomal subunit rRNA binding; mRNA 5'-UTR binding; structural constituent of ribosome. Gene Ontology annotation, biological process: ribosomal small subunit assembly; translation; maturation of SSU-rRNA from tricistronic rRNA transcript (SSU-rRNA, 5.8S rRNA, LSU-rRNA).
CUCCAUACGACCGAGUCAUACAUACUAGGGUUUCUAGGGUUUUAUAUAUAAAGCUAUUUUUCUUGGACGGUGGAACGAAGAAGAGGCAUAAUACAAGAAGCGGCGGACAGCAGAUACUCAGAGAUCUCAGAUUUGGAGGCUUGGAGCAACUUACAAUGUCUGGGAAGAAGAAGACCAGAGAAGUUAAGGAGGAAAAUGUUACUCUAGGACCUGCAGUUAGGGAAGGAGAACAUGUGUUUGGCGUAGCCCACAUAUUUGCUUCUUUCAAUGAUACAUUUGUGCAUGUGACUGAUUUGUCUGGAAAGGAAACACUUGCCCGUGUUACUGGUGGCAUGAAGGUCAAAGCUGACAGAGAUGAAUCAUCACCAUAUGCUGCAAUGCUUGCUGCACAAGAUGUUGCACAAAGAUGCAAGGAGCUUGGCAUAACUGCCUUGCAUAUUAAGCUUCGGGCAACAGGAGGGAAUAAGACAAAGACUCCUGGACCUGGAGCACAAUCAGCUCUUCGUGCUCUUGCUCGAUCUGGAAUGAGAAUCGGUCGCAUAGAGGAUGUGACUCCCAUUCCAACAGACAGUACCAGAAGAAAGGGUGGACGAAGAGGAAGAAGGCUGUAGUAUUUUUGUUGGAUGCUAUUAUUUGUUUUGGCAGUUUAUAAGUAAGUGUUAUUUGGUGGAACAUGAGGUCAAGAGGACUUUUCUGUUCUUAAGUUUACUCUAGUACAUUGCAUGAUUUGCAAAUACAAGAGUACAUGAUUUGAUAUCGGUACUUUGGGCCUAUUUUUGCAUAAUUCAGUUGUAUGAGUGGUUUUUAAUUUUAUUCUGUAAAAGAACUAGGAAAUAUGGUGUUUAGUUAUAGAACAACUUUUUUGUGCAAAACCUAUUGCUUUUUUAUUGGAAUUUAUAUAUAGUUUAUAGAAUUUAGUUA